AUGCUUGGACUCAUCCCCCCUGAAGUAACACCAGAAGAUGAAGAAUGCAAUGCUCUCUUAAAUGAAACACUGUACAGUGAUGCAGAUAAUAGCAAACCAUUGGGCAAGUAACAAAUAUGGAUACUUCUGCAAUCCAUCAAAUCUCCUGAACUAAUAUAGAGACCUUUUGUAAGGGAAUGGCAGAAAGAAGAGGACGGCAUUAACAUUUGUGUGCAACAAAUGUGACAGGGCUACUACAGCUGUACUUGCAAAUCUGUUUUUUGUCGUGAUCUUCACUUUGCAUCACCGUGUUAUGGUCUUUUACAAAAAGAUCUGUUGUUGAAGGAAGGUAAAGUUUGGCAGAAGUUUUUUUUUAAACAUAAUAUUAUUGUCAAACUUGUCACACAGACGUGCUGUCUUCUUUCCUCUGCUGUCAUAUCAGGUACAUUUU
Porites evermanni is the source of this 430-nucleotide messenger RNA. NCBI's taxonomy places the organism in Eukaryota, Metazoa, Cnidaria, Anthozoa, Scleractinia, Poritidae. The record is from the annotation of a GenBank genome assembly.